AUGGGGGCAUACAGAGCAGACGACGAUUAUGAUUACUUGUUCAAGGUGGUUUUGAUCGGUGACUCAAGGGUCAGAAAAUCGAACCUUUUGUCCAGGUUCACGAGGAACGAGUUCAGCCUUGAAUCAAAGUCCACCAUUGGCGUCGAGUUCGCUACCAGAAGCAUUCGGGUCGAUGAUAAGGUCGUCAAGGCUCAUAUUUGGGACACCGUCGGCCAAGAAAGAAAACAUGAAAUUGCAAAUGAAAAUUUCAUUGGAGAGAGGGAGAAAGGAGUGGCGUGGAGACGGCUGGGUGGUUCUUUGGGCGGCGACGGGAGAGUGGUGGUUGAGAGGUCGGGUUGA
This is a messenger RNA of Prunus armeniaca (apricot), 339 nucleotides long. NCBI's taxonomy places the organism in Eukaryota, Viridiplantae, Streptophyta, Magnoliopsida, Rosales, Rosaceae. The record is from the annotation of a GenBank genome assembly.